Molecule: messenger RNA, 1649 nt
Organism: Numida meleagris (helmeted guineafowl)
Lineage: Eukaryota; Metazoa; Chordata; Aves; Galliformes; Numididae
Gene: RHBDL1
Product: rhomboid like 1
Exons: 7
Coding region: 28-1344 (438 amino acids)
Cellular component (GO): membrane
Molecular function (GO): serine-type endopeptidase activity
Source: RefSeq, a predicted model, not a curated record
CGGCGGAGCCCGGUGCCCGCCGAGUGCAUGGACAGGAGCUCCCUGCUGCAGCUCAUCCAGGAGCAGCUUGACCCUGAGAACACUGGUUUCAUCGGCGUGGAGACGUUUGCCAGCCUUGUGCACAGCCAUGAGCUGCCCCUGGACCCCGCUAAGCUGGACAUGCUGGUGGCCCUGGCACAGGGCAAUGACGAGGGGCAGGUCUGCUAUCAGGAGCUGGUAGACCUGGUCAGUGCCGGGGUGACAUGGGGAUGGGAGCGGGUGGAUGUAACCCUGAGUGGGGUGGGAUGGGAUGGGAUGGGAUGGGAUGGGAUGGAAUGGGAUGGGAUGGGAUGGGAUGGGACGGGGUGGGCACCGUCCGGUGCAAGCCGGGACCGGGUGCCCGCAGCUGGUGGUGGCGGCGGUGGCCACAGGCUCUCUCCGCAGAUCAGCAGCAAGCGCUCGAGCAGCUUCAAACGCGCCAUCGCCAACGGGCAGCGAGCCCUGCCCAGGGACGGGCUCCUCGAUGAGACCGGGCUGGGCUUCUACAAGCGUUUCGUUCGCUACGUGGCCUACGAGAUCCUGCCCUGUGAGAUGGACCGGCGCUGGUACUUCUAUCAGCACCGCACGUGCCCCCCGCCUGUCUUCAUGGCAGCUGUCACCCUCACCCAGAUCAUUGUGUUCCUGUGCUAUGGAGCCCGCUUGAACAAGUGGGUGCUGCAGACCUACCACCCCGAGUACAUGAAGAGCCCCCUGGUCUACCACCCUGGCCACCGUGCCCGCGCCUGGCGCUUCCUCACCUACAUGUUCAUGCACGUGGGGCUGGAGCAGCUGGGGUUCAACGCCCUCCUGCAGCUGAUGAUCGGGGUGCCCCUGGAGAUGGUGCACGGCAUCCUGCGCAUCAGCUUCCUCUACCUGGCCGGCGUCCUGGCAGGGUCCCUCACCGUCUCCAUCACGGACAUGCGGGCACCUCUGGUUGGCGGCUCAGGGGGGGUGUACGCACUCUGCUCGGCGCAUCUCGCCAACGUCGUCAUGAACUGGGCCGGGAUGCGCUGCCCCUACAAGCUGCUGCGCAUGGUGCUGGCGCUGGUGUGCAUGAGCUCGGAGGUGGGGCGCGCCGUGUGGCUCCGCUUCUCGCCGCCGCUGCCCGCCUCGGGCCCGCAGCCCAGCUUCAUGGCGCACCUGGCGGGGGCCAUCGUGGGCAUCAGCAUGGGGCUGACCAUCCUGCGCAGCUACGAGGAGAGCCUGCGGGACCAGUGCGGCUGGUGGGUGGUGCUGCUCUCUUACGGCACCUUCCUGCUCUUCGCCGUCUUCUGGAACAUCUUCGCCUACGACCUCCUGGGGGCACAGAUCCCCCCCCCGCCCUAAGGACCCUCUCCUUUGCCCGCCCUAUAGAUGCCCGUUUUCUAGCGAUGGCCAAAGGCCCGGCGGAGCGGGGGUCCCCGCGCGGCACAUGGGGACGCGCUGCCCCCUCGGUGCUAGCGACCGCGCUGGGCCCCUCCGUGCCCCCUCCCCCCGUGUGAAGGAUGCUUCAGCCCCGUCAGCACAGAGCCCCACCCUGGGAAUGGCCCCCGCAUCCCCCUCCCGGGCUCCCCGCACCGGGAGGACCCGAAAAUCUGUCCCCCCUUCCGGGAAUAGCGGGGCCCAACGCGGGGCUAUUUAUUUUUCUAUGC